CAGAAGCUGUCGCUGAAGUAACAGCUUAGAGAACCAAGCAGCCCAGAAACCCAGGCGUGGAGUUGAUCCUGCGGGAGAAAGGGGUUCAUCAUGGCGGAUGACCUAAAACGAUUCCUGUAUAAAAAAUUGCCAAGUGUUGAGGGACUCCAUGCUAUUGUUGUGUCAGAUAGAGAUGGCGUGCCUGUCAUUAAAGUGGCCAAUGACAAUGCUCCAGAGCAUGCUUUGAGACCUGGCUUCUUGUCUACUUUUGCCCUUGCAACAGACCAAGGGAGCAAACUUGGACUUUCAAAAAAUAAAAGUAUCAUCUGUUACUAUAACACCUAUCAGGUGGUUCAAUUCAAUCGUUUACCUUUGGUGGUGAGUUUCAUAGCCAGCAGCAAUGCUAAUACAGGACUAAUUGUCAGCCUAGAAAAGGAACUUGCUCCAUUAUUUGAAGAAUUGAGACAAGUUGUGGAAGUUUCUUAAUCUAGCAGUGGUUUCAGUGUAUACCUUAUCUUCAUUAUAUCAGACACCGUAUCAAUCCAGCAAUCUUUGGACACCAACAACACUUGUAUCCAUGUACUCAAGAAAGGGCCUCUUUUUCCACCUUCCGCUAGAGAAAAAGCCAGUAGAUAGAAUUUAUGGACAGAUUGAUUGUUAUCUUUUCUCGUGUAUGGCUUUUUCUUAUUUAAUGAGGUCGGGAUACCACAGAAAUGGUUCAGUCUAUCACAGCUCCUAUGGAGUUAGUCCAGUCACCAAAUACGCGUGAGAUUCUGUUCGGUGGCUCAGAAUCAAUAUGAUACUUUGAUCCACUUGAGCCAUGGAGUGUUCCCUAUUGUACAGUAUGCCAGGCCUGCAGAAUGAAGCAGACUCUUUUUAUUGUGA
Molecule: messenger RNA, 864 nt
Organism: Hippopotamus amphibius kiboko
Lineage: Eukaryota; Metazoa; Chordata; Mammalia; Artiodactyla; Hippopotamidae
Product: ragulator complex protein LAMTOR3
Exons: 1
Coding region: 91-465 (124 amino acids)
Biological process (GO): cellular response to amino acid stimulus; positive regulation of TOR signaling
Cellular component (GO): Ragulator complex
Source: RefSeq, a predicted model, not a curated record